AUGGAAGAGCAACGUUGCUCUUUACAACCCAGCAGAAGCCCAGAUGCCACACCCACACACAAUGGAAGUGCUUUAAACAGUUUAACCACAGAUGCAGAUGCUGAAGCAUUCUUCAAAAGCAUUACUUCCAGUCAGGGACAACGGCUAGACGAUCAGCGUGCUGCAUUUCCUACCUUGCCAGAGAUAAGUGGGAAUUCUAAAAGAAAAGAAGAUGGUAGGAUUGCGAAUGCUGGAAUCUCAACUUCUCCACCACACAUCAUUGUUGCUGAAGGUACACCAAAAACAUCAAGGAAGGACUAUACCAGACGUACCUCACAACCCCAAAUUUUUAACUCAGAAUAUGGCUUCUCCAGAGCCCUACCUAAAUCUGCUUCAUUUACCACAGCGACAGCUUAUCAGAAGAAGAUAAAUUCCCCAGGACAGGUGACAGUGAAGGUGUCCAUGAGCUUCACACCAGAGCUGGGACAUAAGAAUACGGACCAACCAUCUAUAUUCCCAGAAGUCUUCCUUACUCUAGGAGCCCCUGGAGAUAACCUUGUGAUCCCUCUGAGCCCAUCACUUGGCAGAUCCCUGUCCUUCAACUUAAACCUUGUCCCAAAAGAAGAUGUCAAGUCCAGGCGUGGCUCUCAAAGCCUUGCAAGUCCCAGAAGAGGCCACUCAAGGUCUUCAUCUCCCAACCCACAUGAACAGAGGAGCAGCUCCAUCAGUCCAGAUGAAGACUGCUUCUCUCUGAUUGAGAAAGUUCACACAGCGCAGCUGCAGAAGGGAGGAAAAAAAUCCUCUCAAGGGGAUCCAGAAAAGGGGAGGGGAAAGAAAGAUAAUAAGUAUGGUGGCAAUAAACACUAG
Messenger RNA from Cottoperca gobio, 846 nucleotides. RefSeq lists its product as uncharacterized. The transcript has 5 exons. The coding region runs from base 1 to 846 and encodes 281 amino acids. Lineage: Eukaryota; Metazoa; Chordata; Actinopteri; Perciformes; Bovichtidae. Gene Ontology annotation, molecular function: GTPase regulator activity; protein binding. The record is from RefSeq and is a predicted model, not a curated record.